Meloidogyne enterolobii is the source of this 879-nucleotide messenger RNA. Lineage: Eukaryota; Metazoa; Nematoda; Chromadorea; Rhabditida; Meloidogynidae. The record is from the annotation of a GenBank genome assembly.
AUGUUGUUCAAAAAUAUUUUAUUUAUUUUUUUAAUUUUAUUUUUUAUUCAAAAAUGUUUUGCAACAUUUUCGUCGUCAUUUCGAGAGUUUUUAAAAAGUUAUGGAGGAGAACAACUCGAUAGGGAACUUUCACGUGAAGAUGUUGGAGCUGGGGGAAGUUUUGGUGGUGGAAAUCAUAAAGUUGGGGAACAGACAAGGCACGAAAUUUUAUUACUUCGUCCGGUAAUUAUAGUUCAUGGCAUAACAAACAGCGCUGGACAAUUUGAACAAAUUAGACAAUAUUUUUUGACUCAUGGUUAUGGAGAUGAAGAAGUUUAUGCAACAACAUAUGGAGAUGCUGGGAAAACAAAUGUUUUGUUUGUAACAAUGCAGUGCCAUUAUGUUAAAAUGAUUCGUUUAAUGAUACAAACAGUUGCUCAAUAUACCACAAGUAAGGUUAACAUAAUUGGAAUUUCUAUGGGAUCUCCAAUUGCAAGAAAAGCAAUAAUGGGAGGCAAUUGUGUAGAUACCAACGAUCAUUUAGGGCCCCCAUUAACUGAUUUAAUACACACUUUUGUUGGAGUAGCCGGCGCUAAUUGGGGUUCAUUUCUUUGUAUUAUUCCCAUUGGAAGUUGUAAUUUAAUUAAUGGAAUGGCUUGUGGCUCGAAAUUUUUGAAUGAUAUUAAUUCGAGACAAAGAUAUGAGGGCAAUUUUAUUUUUACAAUAUUUUCAACGGGUGAUGAGAAAGUGGGUUACCAAGCUUGUGGACGUGUAGCCAGCAGUAUUGCUGGGGAAAAUCAAAACUUUAAGCACGACGGUUUAAAUCAUGAUCAGGUGAUAUUCAAUACGGCUGCAAUGCAAUACAAUUUAGUUACUUAUGGACAACCUCAGAAUCCUUAA